AAACCUCAAAAGUGAAGCCAAGUUGCCUAUAUAUCUAAAUGAACGAAUCAAGUCUAGAGAGAGAAAGUAAACUGCUUUCGGCCAAGCCUUGAAAAACUGGCCUCGUCUAUGCAGUAUUGGGUAGCUAGCUAGGGAAGAAGAAGAAGUGGAAGUGAGGACAUGUAGACAAGAGAGUAUAGAGAUCUACUUCUACGGUUGGAAGUGGGAAUUACACCCAACAACGUUUUUUUUGCAUUUUGUUUUUCAUUUUUUUUCUUCUUAGCCUAUAUUGUCCUAGCUUCUUGAUGUUGUAUCACGAGACAGCAUUCACUUCAUCUAUUUCUCCCAUGGAUGUAGUAUUAUUUUUUUAGUUAGAGAGAGAAAGUGAGCCCCAAAAACUUUUUGGUUCUUCGUGAUUAGACUGUGCUGUGAUCACAAUUCAAUUGGGAAAUUAAAUAAAAAAUGUGGGAUCUCAAUGAUUCGCCGGAUCAGAGGAGGGACGACGAAUCGGAAGGCUGCUCCGACGACAAGGGGAAACGGGUCGGAUCCAUAUCCAAUUCCAGCUCGUCGGCGGUCGUGGUGGAGGACCUCUCCGAGGAGGACGACGACGCCGACAGAGGCGGCUUCCGCAAGCGGAGCAGCAAGAUUUUCGGCUUCUCCGUCGACGAUGACGACGCCGCCCUCGUCACGCGGCAGUUUUUCCCCGUAGACGACUCCGAAGCCGCCGCCGCCGCUGCGGCGGGCGGCGCCGGCUUCCCCCGGGCCCACUGGGUCGGGGUGAAAUUCUGCCAGUCCGAGCCCCACGCCGGCGUGGCCGCCGCCUUCGGCAAGUCGGCGGCGGAGGUGGCGCAGCCGCUGAAGAAGAGCCGCCGUGGGCCCCGCUCCCGGAGCUCCCAAUACCGCGGCGUCACGUUUUACCGGCGAACUGGCCGUUGGGAGUCUCACAUAUGGGACUGUGGAAAGCAGGUUUAUUUAGGUGGAUUCGAUACAGCCCAUGCCGCUGCCCGCGCAUACGAUAGAGCAGCAAUUAAAUUCCGAGGAGUUGAAGCAGACAUCAACUUUAGCAUAGAGGAUUAUGAAGACGACUUAAAACAGAUGAGCAAUCUAACAAAGGAAGAAUUUGUGCACGUACUGCGUCGGCAAAGUACUGGUUUUCCAAGAGGGAGUUCAAAAUAUAGAGGUGUCACAUUGCACAAAUGUGGUAGAUGGGAAGCUAGGAUGGGCCAAUUUUUAGGCAAAAAGUACGUGUAUUUGGGACUCUUCGAUACUGAAGUCGAAGCUGCAAGGGCUUAUGAUAAAGCCGCCAUAAAAUGUAAUGGGAAGGAAGCUGUUACCAAUUUCGACCCCAGCAUUUAUGAUGAUGAACUAAAAUCAGCAGAAUCUUCCAACAAUGCAGCAGAUCACAAUCUUGACUUGAGCUUAGGGAAUUCCGCUUCUCCACAAACCGGAUUUCGCGAGCAGCAGCAGCAGCAACAACAACAACAUUCGUUAAGGCCCGAGAGAAGAGAUGGAUAUAACGAGACCGAAACAUUGCAGCUUCUAAGCCAAGCACACCUGCACUCUCCCGAGUCGUUCAGGAUCAGCAGCGAAGCCCCUCGCUACAGCCACCAUCAAGUUUUCAAUAGGCCAUUAUACGCCUCGCAAAACUACCAUUUCUCGGGUGGGGGCGCAGCCGUGGAGGGCGGGAGGAACGCAGGAGGAGAGGUUUCGGUAUCGAGGAAUGAACAGCAAUGGCAAAUGAAUCAAGCUCGAAUGUUUGCUACUGCUGCAGCAUCAUCAGGAUUCCCAUCUGCGCAAACGUUUAGACCUCAAAAUUGGAUUCAGAAAAAUGGGAUGAGACCAUCUUAGUUCAUCUUCAUCUGGCUGCUGUGAUGUCACAUUUUUUCUUCACUUGUGAUUCAGCCAUAAGAGAAUGGAAAAAGAAUAUCUCCAUUUUUCUGUAAGUCUGAAAAGAUUCUUGCUUUCAUCCUCUUUCCCCUUUAUUUUACAUAUUGAAUAACUCUCCCCUUUUUAACGAGGCAUUCGGUUCUCAUGUUUA
Molecule: messenger RNA, 2017 nt
Organism: Salvia splendens (bonfire salvia)
Lineage: Eukaryota; Viridiplantae; Streptophyta; Magnoliopsida; Lamiales; Lamiaceae
Product: floral homeotic protein APETALA 2
Exons: 10
Coding region: 442-1827 (461 amino acids)
Biological process (GO): regulation of DNA-templated transcription
Molecular function (GO): DNA binding; DNA-binding transcription factor activity
Source: RefSeq, a predicted model, not a curated record